CUUUGCGCCUUGUUCUCCCUUGGUUUUCAGCCGUUCGGAUUGCACAGGGGAGCGGUGAGAGCUCCGGAGAUCCACCGGCAGCCGCUGCGGGGCAGCUCCCGUCUGGGAGACAACUCCAGACAACAGGCCCCGAUCCUCGGCGGGGAAAGGCCGGGCGCCUCCGUGUAGCUGAAACAUCUCACGGAAUCUCCGCCGGUCGCUUCAGCUCUGCCUUCGAAAGGAUUCACGACCCGCCGGUGGUGCAGCCGAAACCCGAGGCGCAGCUCCCGGUCUCCGGCCCACUCGGUCCCGGUCCAAACAGCGUCCCGCCCACUGACACCCCUCAGCCAAUGAGAGCUCCUUCUCCCAGCGGUGAUCGCUGAUUGGCUGUGAGUGUGAGAGGACGGGCUACUACUGGGAGCUGGAGAUGUCAGUCACAGUUUGUUCACAGAAUUAAAGGAAAAUCCCCGAAACUCAAAUUUCAAAGCAAAUUUUAUUAUCAGAUAAGUCACCACAUACAACCCCGAGAAGCAUUUUCCUGCGGACGUACUUAGAAAAAGUAUAGAAUAGUAAACAUAACAGAAGCAGGCAGUGAAAGAUCAGCCAGAGUGCUGAAGGUAACAAACUGUGCGAAUGCAAAUACAGGAACAGCGAUAAAAUAACAACGUGAUUUAGAAAAUAAGAAACAGGAGCAGGCGUUGCCACUCGGCCCGUUGCACUGUUCUGCCCCUCACUCAGAACAUGUUGAACUUUGACCUCAGCGCCACUUUCCUGAAACGUUCCCAACAUCGCCGAGCUCCUAAAUAUGUCCGUUUACUUUAGGAAACUUGUGGAGAAAACUCCAAAUAUUCACUGCACUGUGUUGGGGAAAUUUCUCCUCAUCUCAGUCCUGCUGAGGUGGCCUCGGAUUUUGAGUCUGCGAUCCCUGGUUCCACUGCCCAGCCAGGAAAAACAUCAUUCCUGCCCCUACCCUGUAAAUACCCUGUGAGACUGUGUCUGUCUCAGUCAGGAAGUUUCUCCAUGUGAACCUUGUGUUAAUGAAAUUGGUGACAGUUCUUUCAGACCAGCAGCUUUGACCACAAGAACACCAGACAGUGGUCAGCACGGAAUGUCCUGCAGUUACUGCAGGAGAAGGACUGGAUGGACACAGUGGAGUGGUUCCCUGAGCAGACAUUCCAGAACAUCUGGCAGAAUGCCUCAUCACCAGAUCUCUCCAACGGGCAGCACGAUUACUGCUGUCCUGAUGAAGGGUCUCGGCCCGAAACGUCGACAGUGCUUCUCCCUACAGAUGCUGCCUGGCCUGCUGUGUUCCACCAGCAUUGUGUGUGUGUUGUGUGAUUCCCCGAGUCUGCAGCGCGCGUAGUGGACAAUCCCGGUACUGCAGGGGAUCAGCAACUCCCCGAAAGUGAAAGCAUUCUGAAUCAGGAAGUGCUGGAGUUAACAUGGCUUCGAAAGGAGAGACCGAGAGUUUGAGCGAGGAGGUGAUUUGUCCGGUCUGUCUGGAUUUCUUCACCGAUCCGGUUAUUCUGGAGUGUGGACACAACUUCUGUCGGUCUUGUAUCACACAGUGUUGGGAAAGGGAGCAGAAAAACUCCUGCCCGGAAUGUAGAGAGGAGUUUGCUGACCGCACCCUCAGGGUGAAUCGGGCCUUAGCAAAUCUGACACAAAAAGUUCGGAAUCUAAGCCUGAAUCCGAAAGGGAAGGAAAGUAAACGUCACUGCGAGGAACAUGAGGAAGAAUUGAAGCUGUUUUGUGAAACGGACAAGACACUGAUCUGUGUGAUCUGCAGAGACGCGCAGGAACACAGAGAGCACCGCUUCAUGCCGAUUAAAGAAGCUGUUAAAAUCUACAAGGAUCAGCUAAAAUCUUCCUUAGACUCUCUCACAAAAAAGGAAUCAGACUUCCAGGAAAAGGAGCAGCAACAGAAAGAGAAGAUUUCCGGAGUUCGGGAACAGUCACACAGCCUUCAGUCCCACGUCACAUCCCAGUUUGCUGAACUGCGCCAGAUUAUCACUGAGAAAGAGCAGAGCUUACUCAGGGAUCUCAGGGAAGAAGAGAAGAGGAUUCUCAACCCAAUGGAGAAAAAUCUUCUAGCACUUCAACAGAAUAUAAGGAGUAUUCAGGAGGAAAUCACUAAGUUAAAGGAACAGAUGGAUCAGAAAGAUGGUGUGAUAUUUCUCAAGGAGGAAGCUCGUCGGAACAGAAGGAUUAAUGACGAUGUCCAGGAAUUGUCAGUGACAGAUGAGACCCUACCGGUUGAAAAAUUCGAUCACCUCUAUUUGUUGAACACAGUGCUGAGAGAAAUGCUUGAUGCUAUUAAUCGAGUCUCUGUCACCCUGGAUGUGGAAACGGCGAGUCCGUGGCUCGAGGUGUCUGGGGAUCGGAAGAGUGUGAGAUGGACCGGGACCCGGAGGAAUCUCCCUGACACCGGGAAGAGAUUCACAGACCGGCCUUGUGUGCUGGGAUCGGAGGGAUUCCCAUCGGGGAGACAUUACUGGGAGGUGGAGGUGACGGGGAAUCGGUUCUGGGGUCUGGGAGUCGCCGCAGAGUCUGUGGAGAGGAAGGGAUGGGUCAGUCUGAGUCCGGAGACCGGAUUCUGGGUCAUCAGGCGGAGUUAUGACGUGUUAUAUCGGGAUUAUGACGUGUCCGGUCGCCCCUCCCCCGAGUCCCGUCUCGCUGCCCGUCCCAUCCCCGGGAGGGUGGGAGUUUAUCUCAGUUACGAGUCCGGGACAGUUUCAUUUUACAACGCGGAGACCAAGUCCCAUCUCCACACCUUCACUGGGAAUAAAUUCACGGGGAAACUUUAUCCUUUCCUCGCAUCCGGGGAUGUGAACCAGUGGCUGAGAAUCUGCUCCGGUUCCGCUCCGGGUCUGUAAACGGGUCGGGUCCCGGGACCGGCGUCAGGAGUAAAGUCCCUGUAAAUAUAAAUGUGCGGAGAGUGCAGCUAAAUACGUGGCUCAGGGGAUGGUGCAGGAGGGAGGGCUUCAUGUUUCUGGUCAAUUGGGCUUUGUUCCCGGGAAGGUGGGGCCUGUUCCGACGGGACGGUUUGCCCCUAAACUGGGCGGGGGGGAGGGGAGGAAUAAAAUUCUUGCGGGUAGAUUUGCCAGUGCUGCUCCGGGGAAUUUAAUCCAGAUUUGCAGAGGGAGGGGAACCAGAGUGUUAGAGCAGAUAGUGAGGUGCAGGAGGAUAAGGAACAUGAGAGGACUGCAUGUAUAAACGGAAAUGAAAAAAAAAGCGGAUGAUAUACAUAUUCUCAGGUACAUCUAUUUCAAUGCACGGAGUAUUGUCGGUAAAACAGAUGAGUUUAGGGCUUGGGUUGACACGUGGGAUAACGACAUGACUGCUAUUAGUGAGGGGCAGAACUGGCAGCUCAAAGUUCUGGUAAAAUUGGAGAACGGCCAAUUUUGUGGAAAUGAAAAAGGAUCCAGGAAGAGUGGAUUGGGAUAAGCUUUUUUUUCUGGCAAGGAUGUGUUCAGUAAGUUCACAGGCAUAAGAAAUUAAAGAGAGAUUGGGUUGGCAAUGUUAUAGCAACUUCAUUUAAUUCAAAAUCGAGAGGAGUUGCAAUUUCGGUUAAUAAAUCUUUACCUGUGGGGAGAUAUGUGAUUAUACAUUGUCAAAUUUUUUCAGAAUUAUGGAAUUUUAUGAACAUUUAUGCACCAAAUGAAAAUGAUGCAAAAUUCAUACAAGGAGAUUUUUUGAACUUGGCUGACGCAAAUGAUAAAAUAUUAAUAGGCGGAGAUUUUAAUUUUUGUUUAGAUCCAGUUUUGGAUAGGUCAACUAAAGUUGUUACAAAAUUAAAAGUAAUAAAACUAACUUUAUCAUUAAUGAAAGAUUUAAACCUGAUUGAUAUAUGGAGGAAAAUUAAUCCAAGAGAAAGAGAUUAUUCAUUUUAUUCAAAUAGACAUAAAGCUUAGAUGGAGAUUAAAUACAAUUUUAUUAAAACGUCAAGAUUUUUGUGAUUUUAUGAAAAAACAGAUUCAAUUUUUUUUGGAUACAAAUUUACAUUCAGUUGAGGGUAAAAUUGUAUUAUAGGAAGCGAUGAAAGCAUAUUUAAGGGGUCAGAUUAUAAGUUAUACAUCUAAAAUUAAGAAGGAAAAUUGGGAAAAGAUAUCAUAAAGUUAGAAAAAGAAUCUCAAAGAUAUAUGACAGAACAAAAACAAAGACAACUUGUUAAUAAAAAACUACAAUAUAAUACACUCCAGACAUAUCGUACAGAAAAAGUAAUUAUGAGAACUAAACAGAAAUAUUACGAAUUAGGUGAAAGAUCACAUAAAAUUCUUGCUUGGCAGUUGAAAACAGAACAGGCUUUUAAAACAAUAAAUGCAAUUAGAACAAGUGUAAAUAAGGUUGCUGAUAAACCUUUAGAAAUUAAUGAAACUUUAUUUUUUUUAUAUACUGAACUAUAUCAAUCAGAAUCACAAAAUAAGAUUACUGAGAUGGAUAAAUUUUUAUCACAAAUAACCCUUCCAAAAUUUAAUUUGGAAGAACAGAAAGGAUUAGAUAUGCCCUUUACAUUAAAAGAGGUUGAAGAAGCUUUAGGAUCACUUGAGAGUAACAAAUCCCCAGAAGAAGAUGGUUUUCCUCCUGAAUUUUAUUAAAAAAUUAGACAUAUUAAUUCCUCCCUUUAUGGAAUUAAUAUACCAAGUGGAAAGAAUGCAUAAACUCCCACAAUCUUUUUUAACAGCGAUCAUAACUGUAUUGCCAAAAAAAGAGAUCCUCUAAAACCAACAUCAUAUAGGCCUAUUUCUUUGUUGAAUACAGAUUAUAAGAUAAUAGCAAAAAUUUUAUCUAAUAGAAUAUCUAAAUAUUUACCAAAAUUAAUGCAUAUGGAUCAAACAGAUUUUAUUACAAUCAAUGGAUAAUCUAACCUGGUUACUUAGUAUAAUUCAUCUGGCACAAAAAAGAGAGGAAAUGAGUGUGGCAUUUGCUUUGGAUGCAGAAAAAGCAUUUGAUAAAUUGGAAUGGGAUUUUUUUGUUUAAGGUAUUGGAAAAAUAUGAGCGAGGAAAAUCUUUUAUACAAUGGAUUAAAACCUUAAAUACUCAUCCUCAAGCUGAAGUAGUUACAAAUGCUCAGAUUUCAACACCAUUUUGCUUAACGAGGUCAACUGGACAAGGCUGCCCGUUAUCACCUGCUUUAUUUGUAUUGGCAAAAGAACCAUUAGCUGAAUUAAUUAGAACAGAUUCAGAUAUUGGCGGUUUUAGAGUUAAUCAAGAAGAAUAUAAAAUUAAUUUAUUUGCUGAUGAUGUUUUGAUUUAUUUUACAAACCUAUUACAAUCUUUGCAAAGAUUAUCUUUUAAAUUGGAAGAAUACGGGAAAGUAUCAGGGUAUAAAUUAAAUUGGGAUAAAAGUGAAAUUUUACCCCUUACCAAUUAUAAUCAAUGUCGAUUAGUAACUCAAUUUCGAUGGUCAAUAAAUGGGAUAAAAUAUUUAGGUAUCAGAGUUGACAAUGAUGUAAAAAUUUAUAUAAACAAAAUUAUUUGCCAUUAUUAAAAAAAAUAAAAGAGGAUCUUGAUAAAUGGAUGAUGUUACCAAUAACAUUAAUAGGUAGAGUUAAUGCUGUAAAAAUGAAUAUAUUCCAUAGAUUGCAAUAUUUAUUCCAAACUUUACCAAUACAAUUACCGCAGAAGUUUUUUCAAGAACUAAAUAAAUAUGUAAGGAAAUUUCUUUGGAAAGGAAAGAUGUCAAGAAUAUCAUUGGAAAAAUUGAGAUGUAAAUUUGAUUUAGGAGGGUUACAACUUCCAAAUUUUAAGAAUUAUGAUAAAGGAAAUCAACUUAGAUUUAUUGCAUCUUUUUUUGAUGAAAAAAAAACCCGGCAUGGAUUAGAAUAAAAUUAGAUAAGAUAGGAGAAAACAUACCAGAAGAUUUUACAUACAAAUGGGAAUCCAAAUUGAUAUGGGAAAAAAAAGAAUCUCCUAUAUUAAGACUCUUGAUUGAUUUAUGGAAUAAGGUAAAUAUGGACGAUAAGAUAAAGAAAUCUUUAUUAGCAAACUUUAAUUCAAAAUAGGCUUAUUCCUUUUACAAUGGAUAAUAAACUUUUACAUAAUUGGUUCCAAAAGGGGAUUAAAUAUAUACGUAAUUGUUUUGAAGGAGGUAUAUUGAUGUCGUUUGAUCAAUGAAAAAAUAAAUAUAAAAUAUUAAACAACACUCUUUUCUCUUAUUUUCAAUUAAAGGACAAUUUACGAGAAAAGCUGGGUCAAACAAUGUUGAUGCCAAAACUUAGUGAAAUAGAAAUAUUAAUUCAAAAAGGAAAAAUUUAAAAAAAUACAUCUUGUAUGUACAAUUUGAUUCAAAAACAGACUGAAUCUGGAAUUCAUAAAUCAAGACAAAAAUGGGAAACUGAUUUGAAUUUUAAAAUUGUUGGAAAAAGUUGGUCAAGAUUAUGUUCUGAUAGUAUGAUAAAUACAAUAAAUGUUCAAAUUAGAUUAAUACAAUAUAAUUUUUACAUCAAUUAUAUAUAACACCACAGAAAAUAAAUAGAUUAAAUUCAAAUAUGUCUGACCAAUGCUUUCGAUGUAAUCAAGAAAUUGGUACUUUUUUACAUUCUACUUGGUCUUGUUUUAAAAUUCAACCAUUUUCAAUAUAUCUGACUUUUAUUGGAACAAAGUACUGGAGUUCAACUCCCAAAUAGUCCAAUAUUAUUUUUAUUAGGAGAUAUUGAAAGGACAAUACCGAAAAUUAAAUUGAAUAAGUAUCAGAAAAAAUUGAAAAAUAUUGCAUUGGAAGUAGCUAAAAAAGUUAUCGCAAUUACUUGGAAAUCUGAGUUAUAUUUAACUAUGGAUCAUUGGAAUAAUGAAAUAUAUUGUUGUAUUCCACUUGAAAAAAUUACAUAUAAUCUAAGAAAUGAAUAUGAUAUAUUUUUCAAAAUUUGGCUCCCAUACCUACAAAACAUGGGAUUAAAUAUAGAGGUCCUUUGAAGAUAAAAUUAUAAUGUAAUUGGGGAAAGUAAGAAUACAUAUAAAUAUUAUUUUGAACUCCAUGGAGCAUGUGGGUAUCCUCCAAUAUCGAGGCAAUCUUUUUCUUCCUUAUUUCUUUCUUUAGAUAAGGGUUAAGGUGGGGAGGGGGAGGAGGAUUAAUAUUAUUUUUCUUUUUCUUACUAAUUUUUCAUUACAUUUAUUCUUUGUAAUUUUCUAAAAAUUUAAUAAAUAAAUAAAAAGAGCAUCCCAGUAAUCCAACAGCCCACUCAUCUUUGCUACCCUUUAUGUCAUUUCCUUACGUUUAACACAAUUAUUACGUGCCUUUUCCAGCUCAAACUGUGAAUUGAUUUAAAGUCAGUCCCAUAAUUUAAUAGCUUUUAUUUGAAAACUAUCUACCCUCGCAAAGAUUGUACUUAAGACUGCAUUUGAUUUUUCUUCAGCCUUGUACGCUUCACAUUGAAGUAGUAUGUGUUUCGACGGUUUCAUAAUGACAAAAUGUACACGACACAGAAUGAAGUUUUCCAAUUAGUUACAAGGCGUAAUUAAGCAUAGUGUGGAUAUUUCUGUCAUGUGAAUAUCAUUCCUUCACUUGUUUUAAGCCCUUCUUCUAUAAACCCAACAGGUUUAUGUAUUCUGGAAAGGUGUCUGUCUUUACGUCCAUUAUCCUACGUCUUGCCAUAAGCCCCUAAUUCUUAACACUACCAACCCUAUAGCUUCUAAUUUGCUAAGUGGAAGGUCUAUAUCCACAGCUUAACAUUUAACAGCUUUUGGAGCUAAACAAUCAAAAUCAUCAUUUACCUCAACAGUGUGAUAUGCAGGCCCCAUAAUGUGCAGACAUAUAAAUCAAACUUUAUAUAUGAAAUACCGUUUGACAAGUUUCCAACAGUCAAUGUGACCUACUGCCAGAAUGACCUGUUUAAGACUCAUCAAAACCGAAAUGUAUUCUGAGCAAAUUAUAAGGACCACUUUCUUCCAUCCACUGUAAGCCUAAACUGUUGGCAAAGAAUUCUGCCUUCUGUGCUGAUAAAUGGCUAUAAGUCAUUUCUUUAUCAUUACCUGCAAUUCAGGCACACAAAAACAGCCACACCAACAUCCCCAAUUAAAUUAUCUUUUGAUUCAUCUGUAAAAAUGGUUACUGUAUGAUAAUAACUUUCAUUAAUAAACUGAUGACCAACAGACUCUCAGGCAGAACUGAAUCCGAUCGUGUAAAAACUAAAAUCACCUGAAGUCAUUGGAAAAAACAAUGUGGGGUUACAGAGAAAGCUACAGUGGGACAUACUGUAUCAUCAAAUACACCCGUAUUCCCAGCGUGGAAAGAACCCAGCCACCCAAAACAAAAAACACUCUUCUAGUGAUGUCCCCAACCGUCCUCCAGCGCACCUUUAACAGGAUGAUCAUUUCCUUGACCCGCAAAUUAAUCCAGUAUGUUGACAUCAACUUGAAUCUUUGAGGGCAAUUGUCCCAUUGCAAUCAGUAAAGCCAAAACAGGAGACAACAUUACCGCACCAGAACACAAUCUAAAAGUCUGUAAUUGUAUCACAUACAAACACUUUUAAUUUGAAGAUGAAGCUGAUCCACAAGCCACACAGACAUAAUCAAGAACAGAUCAAAUUAAACAAAUAUAAUUGGUAAACAAAGAUUUUCAUGUUGCACCCAAGAAUACCCACAUAGAUGUCUGAGGAGAUUUAAAGCUCCUUUACAUUUAUCAAUUAUUUUACUGAUAGUUGCUUCCCCGUCAGCUUAUUAUCCAUCCACAUACUGAGAAAUCUUACCACUGACACUUCCUCAAGACAUUAAUCCUAUAAGGUAAAAUCAACUGCAAGUCUAUUAAUGCUGUUUGUAAACCACGUAAUGUGUUUUAACGACUGAAAGCUUACAAUCCUCAUCAAUCUGCCCACUGUUUGAUCCAUUAAUUGUAAAUUGCAGUUAAUACCUCAAAUCCAUAAAGCUAAGUCAUCUGUAUAUUGUGAUUUACCCAGGGAAUCCCAUUUUCCCAUCUCAGAGAAAAUAUCAUUAAUCAUAAUAUUAAAUAAUGAAUGGCUACAAAUACUGCCUUGUGGGAUUCCAUUCUCUAUCUCAUAGACACAAACAUGCCGACCUUUACUUGGACAGUCCAUACAAAAAAAAAACUCAGAAAAAUUAUACAAUGUCCCCCUUACUCCUAAUUUAAUCAAAAGUCCUUUCUUCCAUAUUAUUUCCCUUUUCAGUCUCAAGAAAUACUGCUAUUACAACAUCUUUAUUUAAUUGUGCUUUCCGAAUAUCAUCUUCCAAACCUAAAACUGAAUCUAAUGUCAUUUCACACUUCCAAAAUCCACUCUAAUAAAACACUUUAUCACCACUCUUUCCAAAAUAUAACUCAAGCGCUUGAUUACCAUACAUUCCAUAAGUUUACAUAAAUGAGACUUUCACUAUAGGCCCUUAACUAGAAGGAUCAAAUGGGGAUCUGCCAGGUUUUCAGGCACUACUAUUUCCAUUUUCCAUGAGGAAAGUAGAUGCACAAUUCAAAUAUUUAAUAUUUUACAAAUGCGAAUUAUAUACAAUUACAAUUUCAAAUAUCACUCUUUCCUGGAGACACCUGACCUGCAUUAUUAAUAGACUUCUUAAAUUCAUACAAACAAAUCUCUCCAUCAGUGAUACUAUCAUUGCUGCAGCUGACUUCCAGCACAUCAGGGUAUUCACUGAAAAACAGAUCCCUAUAUUGUUUAACUUCUUCACUUAAAUUAUCCUGAUUAUGAAUCUCUGCAAAUGACCCAGCCAGUAACACAACCUUCCAUGUUUCAGUAACAAUCAUUUUGCCCUCAAUAAUCAACACUGGAAUAUUAUGAUCCCCACAAAUCCCAUUUUCUAAAUCAUAUCCCAAACAAUUCCAAGUUUGAUAUCCCUUCAUAUAACCUCCAAUAAAUCACCUACUUCCUCACCACGGCCUUUGCCCUUUUAUUGUUAAUAAUGUAACUCGGAGACUGAUGCACCAUCACAUAAAAACUCACAUUUCUCCCAAUUUGCUUCCUGUCCCGUUAUAAAGCCAAAUCCAAACUCAUAAAGACUGGAAGGCUGACUGACGUUCACAUAAACUAAUCACCUUCCGAGUUCUCAUUUGAGCGACAGGCACUGCAGCCAAUGACAGCAGGGGUCAGUGUUAAGUCUGAGCUACGAUAGGCUGAAGGAAAUCGGCCCAUGACCAGCCCCUCCUCUUCCGCUCCAUCGCCAUGGCGGAUAUCAGCGAGUCGCUUCUGUCGGUGUCGCCGGCCUCGGCGCCCACAAGGACGGGUGUGAUUCCCCUUCGCGCCCCGGUGGGUCUGUUUCGGUGCCGUCUGUGGUGGCUGACGAAACAUGCUUUGACAGGGAGCGAGCGAGGUCCAAUGACUACAACUCCCAGAAGGCCCCACUGAUGACGUUGUGGUGUUGUUUCGGGCUUUCCCACCACAGAUGUAAGGCUCAAUGGUCUAUAAUUAUCGGGACUAUCCCUACUACCCUUUUUGAACAAGGGGACAACAUUCGCCUCCCUCCAAUACUCCGGUACCAUUCCCGUGGACAAUGAGGAGAUAAUGAUCUUCGCCAGAGGCUCAGCAAUCUAUUUCCUUGCCUCGGAUGCAGAACUGGGAAGCGCAGAUGGAGUUCAACACAGAUGAAGAGGUUCAUUUCUGCAGGUCAAAUUUGAACAAAGAAUAUAAUAUUAAUGUGAUCUUACUCCUGACGCCAGUCCCAGGACCCAACCCAUUUACAGACCCAGAGCAUAACGGGAGCAGAUCCUCAGCCACUGGUUUUCAUCCCCAGUCGCAAACUUUCCCACCACAGAUGGAAGGCUCAAUGGUCUAUAAUUAUCGGGACUAUCCCUACUACCCUUUUUGUACAAGGGGACAACAUUUGCCUCCCUCCAGUCCUCCGGUACCAUUCCCGUGGACAAUAAGGACAUAAUGAUCCUAGCCAGAGGCUCAGCAAUCUAUCUCCUCACCUCGGAUGCAGAACCGGAAAGUGGCAGAGGGAGUUCAACACAGCUGAAGAAGUUCAUUUCUGCAGGUCAAAUUUGAACACAGAAUAUAAUAUUAAUGGAGGAGGCAGCUUUUUUUGUGAACACAGUUCUUAAAUAUUCUCUCUCUCUCUUCGGCUGUCACUCAGAAUCCAGCUCCAGCCUCUUAAAGUGACACUCGGAGUUAAGGAAACAGGAGCUGGUAACAGGUGUGUCGGUUGCUUUGGGGUGCACACUGACUGGAGGGUAGAAGGUGGGUUUUUCGGUGAGCACAGAUUUGUGGGUGCACACCGAUUUGCAGAUAUGUGAAGAGUGGGUGUGUUUGCGGAUUCGGGGGUGCACUCUGACUGGAGGGUUGAAUGUGGUUUUUUUCGGUGAGCACAGAUUUGUGGGUGCACACCGAUUUGCAGAUAUGUGAAGAGUGGGUGUGUUGGCGGAUUCGGGGGUGAACACUGACUUGGGGGAACCGGUGGAUUUCGAGGUGUUACAAAUCUCAUGGUUUUUCCCUUUAUACGGACUUCAAUAAUAAAUGCAAUAUGAAAUUUGA
Messenger RNA from Hypanus sabinus (Atlantic stingray), 11408 nucleotides. RefSeq names its product zinc-binding protein A33-like. Gene Ontology annotation, biological process: protein ubiquitination. Gene Ontology annotation, molecular function: protein binding; zinc ion binding; ubiquitin-protein transferase activity. The record is from RefSeq and is a predicted model, not a curated record. The transcript is spliced from 10 exons. Bases 1422 to 2855 code for a protein of 477 amino acids. Lineage: Eukaryota; Metazoa; Chordata; Chondrichthyes; Myliobatiformes; Dasyatidae.